AUGGGAAACCACAGCAACCAUACCUGUUUGACAGAUGAUACCUUCAAGUACAACUUGUAUGGAGCUGUCUACAGCGUGGUCUUCAUCCUUGGUUUGGUUACAAACUGUGCCUCCCUCUUUGUUUUCUGCUUCCGGAUGAAGAUGCGAAGCGAAACCGCCAUUUUCAUGACCAACCUGGCGGUGUCCGACUUGCUUUUUGUCUUCACCCUGCCUUUUAAGAUUUUUUACAACGUCAACAGGCACUGGCCUUUUGGAGACAGCCUCUGCAAGAUCUCUGGCACAGCAUUUCUCACCAACAUCUACGGGAGCAUGUUGUUCCUCACCUGCAUCAGCGUCGACCGCUUCCUCGCCAUCGUCUACCCCUUCCGCUCCCGCACCAUCAGGACCAGGAGAAAUUCUGCCAUAGUCUGUGCUGGUGUUUGGAUCCUGGUCCUCAGUGGGGGGAUUUCAGCUUCACUCUUCUCCACGACCAACAUUUCCAACACCAGCACGACCUGCUUCGAAGGUUUCUCCAAACGGAUUUGGAAAACCUACCUGUCUAAGAUCACUAUAUUUAUUGAAGUGGUUGGAUUCAUCAUCCCUUUGCUGCUCAACCUCACCUGCUCCUCCUUAGUUCUCAGGACUCUCAGGAAACCUGCCACCUUGUCCCAGAUUGGGACAAACAAAGAGAAAGUGUUGAAAAUGAUCAUUGUGCACGUGGCUAUUUUUGUGGUGUGCUUUGUGCCUUACAAUUCCAUCCUCUUCCUCUACGCCCUGGUGAGGUCCCAAACGAUAGCAAACUGCUCCUUGGAGAGGUUUGCCAGGACCAUGUACCCCAUCACCUUGUGCAUCGCAACCCUCAACUGCUGCUUUGACCCCUUCAUCUACUACUUUACAUCAGAAUCCUUCCAGAAGUCCUUCAACAUAAAAACCCAGAUAAAAAUGGAUUCUCUGUUCAAGACUGAGACACCCCUGACAAAGACAGCCCUACCAGCACCACAGGAUGAGAUAAGUGACCAGGCUAUCACCAAUGGAGGAGACCCAACAUCUGAAUCCCACUUCUAG
Chaetura pelagica (chimney swift) is the source of this 1044-nucleotide messenger RNA. It is a transcript of the gene LPAR4, whose product is annotated as lysophosphatidic acid receptor 4. Lineage: Eukaryota; Metazoa; Chordata; Aves; Apodiformes; Apodidae. The coding region runs from base 1 to 1044 and encodes 347 amino acids. The record is from RefSeq and is a predicted model, not a curated record. Gene Ontology annotation, cellular component: membrane. Gene Ontology annotation, biological process: positive regulation of Rho protein signal transduction; phospholipase C-activating G protein-coupled receptor signaling pathway. The transcript has a single exon. Gene Ontology annotation, molecular function: lysophosphatidic acid receptor activity.